Chroicocephalus ridibundus (black-headed gull) is the source of this 9174-nucleotide messenger RNA. It is a transcript of the gene TPPP, whose product is annotated as tubulin polymerization promoting protein. The transcript is spliced from 4 exons. The record is from RefSeq and is a predicted model, not a curated record. Bases 151 to 810 code for a protein of 219 amino acids. Lineage: Eukaryota; Metazoa; Chordata; Aves; Charadriiformes; Laridae. Gene Ontology annotation, molecular function: tubulin binding. Gene Ontology annotation, biological process: microtubule bundle formation; microtubule polymerization; positive regulation of protein polymerization. Gene Ontology annotation, cellular component: microtubule.
GCGCCGGGCGCUCGCCAAUGCCCGGGCAGCGAGGGCGGUGCCUGCUGGAGCCGCCGCGCCGGCUUGACACGGGCUGCCGAUAGCGCCGGAGCCGGGCGAGUGUCAGGUUGGGCUGGCGGGACUCUGCCGCCCCUCGAGAGCCGGCGCACAAUGGCUGACAAUAAAGCGAAGUCAACCAAACCUGUGAAUAAGACUCCUCCAAAGUCUCCUUCAGAUCCAGCAAAGGACCGAGCAGCAAAACGGUUAUCCUAUGAUUCAAACAGCUCCCAUGAGGGAGCUAUGGCAGGAGAAAUAAGUGCUCUGGAAGAGGCCUUUAGAAAAUUUGCCAUCCAUGGUGAUACAAGAGCCACAGGAAAAGAAAUGCAUGGGAAGAACUGGUCAAAGCUAUGUAAGGACUGUCAUGUGAUAGAUGGGAAGAACGUGACAGUUACAGAUGUUGACAUUGUCUUCAGUAAAAUCAAGGGAAAGUCUUCCAGAACUAUCACUUUUGAGCAGUUUAAGGAAGCUCUUCAAGAACUCUCCAAGAAGCGAUUUAAAGACAAGAGUGAUGAGGAAGCAGUUCAAGAAAUAUAUAAACUAAUUGAAGGAAAAGCCCCGAUUAUAUCUGGAGUAACGAAAGCCAUUUCAUCUCCAACUGUAUCACGCCUUACAGAUACAUCAAAAUUCACGGGUUCUCACAAAGAGAGGUUUGAUCCCAGUGGGAAAGGAAAAGGCAAAGCUGGCCGAGAAGAUCUGGUGGAUGCUUCAGGAUAUGUAUCUGGCUAUAAGCAUGCAGGCACAUACGAUCAUAAAGUACAAGGAAGCAAGUAAGGCUGAGAGUUUACAACAUAGAGGGAGAAAGAGAGGGGGAAAGAGAGUAUAUUUUGUCAGAAUGAUGUAGAUGAAUCCCACAGGUUUUGGUCAUUGUGAACGCUAAGACUAUGUUGUCAAGAAGUUGUUUUCAGGAACUGGAACUGAUUUCAACAUCUGCUGAGCUACCUGCAGCACAACACCACUUCGUUACAUUCCUCAUGCGUAUAUUGGCAAAAAUAAAUAUAUUGGUACAAAAAUUACAUCAUUUUGUUGAGCUUUCGACAAAAAAAACCCAAACCAACAAAGUCAAGAGCAGUUAUACUACACUUUGUCAAUUCAAGCAAAAGGUCUCAAACAUUCCUAAAUGUCCAGUUGCCCUGAGGAUGUUGAAGAGAACCUCUUUAAAAGAGGGUCUUUCAUAGCAGUCUUUCUGAAGAAUAUCCCAUUAUUUACACAGCCUGAUUGGACUACUAUUUUGGGGCUUUUUUAAAAUGUCUUAUACAGGAUCUGGCACUCAAAACAUUCAACAAUAUACUAUUGGGGAGUAAGUGGUUGUAAUAUACAAGGUGCUAGCCUGUAAAUGUCACGCACCACUCAUGAAAAACUGAAAAAAAGCUAUUUCUAGGACAAUAUAGGUUCUAAACUAUUUUACACCAACAGAAAGAGGUGGAAAAUACCAGCCCUUACUUUCCUCCUGUCUAAACUUUGUGCUUGUUACUGUGUGUACUGUAGCAUGGUUCUUACUGGCUAGAUUUGGAUGGAGCUAUUGUACUAACCUGAGAGGUGAGGAACAAGUCAUUACUAAGUCUAUUAAAGCUUUUUGCAGUCUGUUUUCAAGUUUGCACUGCCUCACAUUUGAAAUGAAGGGGGCAUUAAGCUAAUAAUGCUUUAAAAUGUUACGACUAAACACUGCCAAUCAGAUUGCUAUGAAGUGAAUGUUAUUAUGCACGUACAUUGGCACAUACUCUUUUUAAGCUAUAACAUAUGUCAGGAAAGUUUAUGACCCCUCGGAAUAAGGACAUUUACAAUUAAUAUCCAUGUAAUUAGUUGCAAUUUGCCCACAAAAAUAUACUAUUAUAGCUGGGCUACAUUUUAUGUUAGAUUUGGUUGAAGCCAAGGGAUUUGAUUCUCUGUUCGCUUUUGCUGCCCAACUUGGGAGCAAUAGUAUUGUUGGGCAUGGCUUUCCUUGCUGUAGAAGGAGAACCAAUUCCACAGGCUUAAGGUACAGGCAGCUGAGUGUGACCUGCCUGGGACCCAGAGUGCCAAAACAGCUUAAUAGGAAUAAAAAUAACCCAUUUUUUAUAUUGGUUAAAAGGCAGAGAAAAGGCUGGUCCAAUUUUCCGCAAGAACUGAAGAAGUAACCUAAUGUAUUACUCUGCUUCUCUAAAAUUUUGAAAAAUAAGAUUUUCAGGAUUCAAAACCAGCCCCUAGCAGUUUUGCUUUGCUUGCUUUCAAAAAGAGCUCAUGCACUGAUUUUCAUGUUCAACUCUGAAUAAAGGUUAAUAAAUGUAUUGCUCUCACCCAACCCAUAUCAGCACCCCCCUCAGAGUACACAAAAUUUAAUGAGCAGUGUGUGCCGUCAUGUGCCAUGCAGGUCAACAGUCUGUAUUAGUCCAAUGUCCGGUAACAGAGCACUAGUUUUCAGCCCUUAAACUGUUGAUGUUUUCUCUUUCUAACAUUGAAUACAAGCCUUUCUUGUAACUUUGCCACCAAUGACCCUUUGAGCCCAUACAUCAGCCUGAAACCAAAACAACAAUAGCAAACAAAGGCAAGGACUUCCUUGUGGACUCAGAGGUUUUUUUCUUUGUUUAUAAUUUAUUUUGUCUUUUGUUUUGAAGAGGGAGGGAAUUUUGCCAAAACUCAGCACGUGUUCUUGUAAAGACUUAAAUGGUUGGCUCUGGUUACCUGGGAAGAUUUUUGAUGUAUGUAAGGAUGCUCAGGAUGAGAAGCAUCCAGCUUUGUAAAGCCUUUCCAAGAGUUACCCAUUGUUCUUGAAGAAAAAUUUCCAUGGAAUGAAGGAUUACCCACUCCUGUGUUGCACUGGUGACCUGUCCCACUCUGAGGCAGAAAAGAGCAUACUGUGAUACCAACAAUAGCUAAAUUAUUCCAGCAUAGUAGUGAACUAAAUGUAGAGAACCUUAUUCUACAUCACCGGUACCUGUGCACCUGAAGAAAGCUCCAAGAUAGUCCUGGUUUUUAUGAAUAAAAAGGUUAAGCCUCUAACCCUUGGUAAGUCCUUCAGCUAAGUUACAGACAAAACCAGCGUCCCUCUUCUUCCCAUUGACUUUAAGACUUGACUCAUAACUCACUGGUAACUGAAAAGGUCUGGAUCAGCCCGAAUGAAGGAUGAAGUCCAGUCAACUGCAGAACCCUUUCAGCACACUAUUGAUGUGGCUGUUUGUCACUAGCUGGCUGCCUUGUCUGGCACAUCAGGUGGUACUUAACCUGAGGUGCAUAAGUGCCAGGUUUUCUGAAGUACCCAAAUACUGAGUGUCAGUAAUGCCAGGCUGUUGCUACACAGGAGGAGUGAUUGGUUAGGAAGAUUUUAAGGUAUAACUAGGUUUUAAGUUGUUAGUUUACAGUGUGAGAGAGACCAGCAUGCUCAUAAGAUAGAAGGCAUGCAAAGGAAUGGAGAAUGUGACAGAUCCAAGCUGACGCUGGCUAGAAAUUGAGCUACUCUCUUUGCUUAGAAGAGGCUGAUGGAAAUAGCUGGGAUUCUGACAGAGUUUACUUUGCAUUACUUGUACAUUAUAAAAUCCUUAUCACGAACCAAACCACUUUAUAUGGACCUGAUGGAAAGUUUUUUUAAAUACUUUCGGUUGCAUGGUAAGCUUUGGAUCAGGACCUGAGGAGAUGCUUCAGCUAGCAGUAUUUUAUUUUGAGGAACACACUUUGUUUAUUCUUCAUUUCUACAGUUGGAUAGUUUUAAAAUUCAAUCAAACAGAUGCCUGAAAAGAAGUCACUCUGAUAUCACAGUGACAAAGGGAAGUUGUAGCUGGAAAGAUAGUACUUUGGAAAGAUUUUUCCCUUUUACUGCACUUAAUGUGGAAGAUAAGAGCUAUAAGAGGAAUAAAACCACCACAUCCAGCUUUGUAUUAGGGGUUCAGACACCUCCUUAAGCUCUUACUUUUCCACUAAUAUAUGUAGGAAGUCAAAAGCCUAAAUACUAGCUUGAAUGUUAGCCAUAAGUUCCAGGCCUGCUUAGGAAUGAGGCAAAGUACAUUUUCUCAUUCAUCUGUCAUUCCCUCAACUCUCAGGACAGCACGUACAGCUGAUACCUCAGAGAUGAGGGGAAGAGGUAGCUCAGGAGGUGCAGGAUGUGACCCAUUUUCAGCUCUUGAAGUGUUGUAGAACAUAUGUUUUUCCUGUGUACCAUACUCCUGACUGUAACUAAAUGUCACGUCUGAAGUAAGUACAUGGGUACCUAAUAGGGUUUACACUCAUCUCCUUUUUUGGGGCAUCUCAACUCAUUCCAUCUAACUUUCCCGUCUAAUUUUCAGCAUCUUAUACCAUGCAGCACUCUUCUGUGUGACGUCUUCUAUAAUAACCUGUUGUUCCUAAUUAUCUUUGCUUUCAUGACUACUGAACAUGCUACCAAAAGAAAUGUGAUCAGAAAGUUUAGUAGCUUUUAGCAAUAAAAACCUUAAAGAACAAACGCAAAUUACACUGUUCAUUUACAAUUAAAUCCUUAAAUACUAUGGCAGUACACAGUCUUACCUGUAUCUCCACUGAGGCUUAACCUGACCAUCAAAGGCUUUGCAAGAUUGAGGACAAGAAAUAAAAAUCCUCACUGAGGCUAAAGAGUAGUCUUUACAACUAAUUUUCUAAAGGUAACCUAGUUUUUAAAUAAAAUACCCAGAAGUCAAAUGGGUUUUCUUAUUAGUGAUUGCUUACUAAUUCCCUCUAGUCACUCCCUGUGCUUCAGUUACUUGUUGAGAAUUUUGCAACAAUCUUAUCAAUAUGGAAAUAUCAGAAACAAAAAAUUAUUGUCCUGCUUUUUGCGGCUAUCAAAGCUAUCACAAUAGUGUUACUGAGAAGCAGACAUUAAAAAACAUACAUUCUUUCAACAGUCCUAUGUGAACAGUUGUCAGUAAUUGUAAUCAAAUAUUUGGAAUCCCAAAGGAAAUGGCUAAGAUCUAGCCACUUUUUCCUUUUUUUAAACCUACAAUAUUUCUUAUCUCUUUUUCACUUUAGGGAAGGGAAAGGGAGAUUUCAGAACUACUCACAUGUCACAACUUGUGUUCUUCAUCAGCAUAGAGAUUGUCCUUCAAAGAUAUUUUGGAUUGAAGUACAAUAUUUUCCAUGUAUUUUACUGAGCUUCCCUAAAUUAAAAAUUCUUCUGACAACUUUUUGCAUUAUAGAAAACUUUGCUCAUGAAGUAGCAUUUCAGUCUCCCAUAUUUUCCCUUGGUUGGCUCAAUUAAUAUUUUUUAUGGUAGCUGGAAAUAGCCAGAAUUAAAAGGCAAAUGACUGCUCUGGGUUUGGCUUGCAAGUGAUAGGUAUCCCAGCCAUCUGUAGAGAAAAUCCUUGUGUACCUUUUUCCAAAACCAAGAGUUUAAACUUGUAAUUGAUAGGUUUUUUCCUUAAGGCUUGUCAUAGUUAUAAAAUAAAUUUUAAUUCUUUGUGCCUGCAUGUAUGAUAUUCAAAACAUAACCCUGCCGUUCAGUGAUGCAUGUAUUCUGGAGGCAUGUGCCUGUCAUCCAUGAUGAGAAUUCUCUGUUUGCACUGGCCAAGAAACAAACCUUUUACCUUCAUGAUAGAGCAAAUGUAAUGUGUUGCACUAGUGUGUGUCCUCCUAACUGACUGUUAGCCUUGCGUGUGUGCCAGAAUAGCUACACCUUUGUGUACAUUGUUUGUAGUGUGAAUAUUAUGUUCUUCGCUAUUAGUUGGUAAUAAGUAAUGUAAUACACAAGACUUGUACAGGUUUGUGUGUGCAUAUACAUACUCUUUGGAUCCAGCUAAGUAAUUAAACCAUAUAAAUGUUAAUCCAAACCUUCAAUCUUAUUAGGGACAAACUCUAGUCCUGCAGCCAAUGCUGUUCAGCUUGGCCAGUUGGUGACACUGCCAUUCUCCCUCCAUAGCAUGAGGGUAAAGAUCUAAGGAGGCUUUUAUGUUUUUACACAACUAUCCUUUUCCUGUUUCUGGGGGAAAUCACUCUUCAGUGAUUCUAACGUAGACUUGGUGUGACAAGAAGAGUUUCUCUGUAGUGAGGAAGUAGUAGAGAGAGGGUCAAGGUGAAAGCAAGAUUUCCUCUGAGUGCUCUCAAGAGACCAUUUAAAAUUAUGCCCUGCAUGGGCAUAAUUUUCUAUAUUCCUGCAUUUUCCUUUGCCCCAACUUUGUGAAGCAAGUUGACACUCACUAUGUAUACAUGCAGUUUUUGUCAUCAGUUAGUAAGUACAAAGUUAUGAUAUAUUGAGGUGGGAACAGGAAAUAGGACUGUCGUACAGUGCCCAUGGACUUGAGUCGUGCAUAGACCUUUAUAAAAUUAAAUACCUGCAGCACAAUGACAAACUUGUGUGAAAUUCUCACAGUCUGGAGUGCCUCAACUUGAUACAUGUGUACGUCCUGUAUUGGGAGUAUUUGCCCAUAAAAUAGCAUUUAGACAUUCAGUUACGCAUUUUGUGCACCCAAGUGCCCAUUUGGCUUACCUAGUAUAAGCUGAAAAUGGUGGACUGGGAUGUUUGUUUUAAAUCUUCAGAAUCAUAAAACCAGUGAGAGACCUUUAAUUGCAUUCAUGCUGGCUCAUUAAAAUCAAACGCAAUGCUUUGAAAGAUGUUCCACCUAAGAAUGGUGCUUCAGGAAGCUAAAGAAUAUUGCAGAUAGAACCUCCGCAUCUUAAUUGUCCAAGUAGUUUGUUUUUGCAGGGAGAAAUAACUGUAAUAUAUUUGGUACUUUUUCAUGUUUUUCAGUAUAUUACCUUGGGGCAUAUAUGCCCACUACUUUGGAGCAGAUAGAUAUAUAUGAGUGGCAAGACUAUAGAAGAGACCUUUUUUUUUUUUUAAUACCUUACAUUUGGAAAUUGACAUUGAAAUGCCCAACUGGCUAACGUGAUUUGGAAAAAUGUUAAGCACCUACCAUAUUCCAUUGCAGGUAAACAGCCAAUAAAUUAAUUUUCAAAUACAGUUAUAUAGCAUCUCUUUUUGUGAGUUACUGAAAAGCUUAUGGAACUGUACAAAGCAAGUUUUGUUUUAAACAUUUGUAAAGGUCUUAAAGAUAAUGCUCAUAAUAAUUUGCCCUUACCUUCAGCUACCUUAUUAAAGAUUUUUCUAUUAUUUGCACAUUUUUCAGAACAGAUCACAAACGUGAAUAAAGUUACAUUCAGGUUCAUUAAAAAUAUAGCCCUAAAAAUACAUUCAUACUUCAUCUAUCUUUACAUUUUGAUCAGGAGCUAUAUUAUAGAUGGCCAACAAAAUUAGAAAAAAGAUGGCGAUCUGCAUCCCCACAGUGGUGAUUAUUUUAAGCUCCAGUUUACAUCAGAUGAGUUUCUGUAUGCUUGCAUUUGCUCAAAUGCUAUUUUUAAACAAAGUAAUCAAAUAAUGUGAAAUAAUGCAGCCUGGGCUCUGUUAAAUAGGGUUAUAGUACCGCAACGGAAAUGCUGUAUGUCUGUAAUAGUCAUGCUAAAUACGUACUAGCUCUUUACAAAGGCUUUGUAUGAGGUCAGUUACCCUACAAACUCUGAUGUCCCAUAUAAAAUCCUGUUGGAAAACUGCUUUUAUUAGCACUGUAGUAUACGAAAGGGCAAGGCCAUAGACAAAACAAGUUAUAGGAUGCAACAAAAGUGUGUUUGUGUUUAUCUUUGUGCUGGGUUCAGAAUAUAUCCGCUUUGGCAAACUAUUGCAGCAGGGAAAAUGUUUUGUACAAUGCUUAUAAUACAAAGUAAUUUGUCUUUACAUUCUGUAAAGCAGAGAAAUGGUCAAUAUUGGAUAAGUAUAUUGAAGUUUAUUCUUAGCAAGGUUUUGAGUUUCGCAUAUUUAAAUAUUAUGGGAGAAAUAUAUAUUUAUACAGAAGUAUAAUUUUUGAAUGUUUGAGGUUGAUUUUCUUCAGUCAUGAACCAUUUAUUUAUCCACAUUAUGCUUUAUUCCUUUGCUAGCUUGUUUAUCUGUCCAUGCUGUUCCGACAUCCAUUUCUAAUUUGGUUUAGAUGCUUUGAUUCUUUAUUUGCACAAAUCUGGAUGUGCACGCUGUCAGGACCUGAUCGGAAAGUGUAGAGGCAAAACUAUUUUGUCUUUGGUUACCUAGAGCACUAAUAAAAAUUUAAUCAUUAAAUAGUUAUGACAUGGAGAUAGGUCUUGACAUAGUCUUCCUUGGAGCACUGUACAGCAUGAUAAAAACUUUCAGUGAAUCUUACUGUUUCUUGUUCUUAUUUUCAUUUGUCUUUCGUCUUGGUCCAGAAAACCAGGAAGCUGCUGUGUGCUAAUAAUAACCUGCAAUAUUUAUAAUUGCGGGCAUUGCAAACUUUAACGUUCAGCUGUACUAGCCUACUGUGUUCACUGUGAAAUUUUCAACAUGGUAAAAAUUUUACAUGAUCAUUUAACCUUACAAGUUUACUUUUUUUCCUCACUAAUUUAACACUGAACAUUUUUUUUCAUUAUUGCAAAUGAACAACUUGAGCAUAGCGUUUCUUAAUCUUAGCUAUAAUAGAUAAACAUAUCGUAAGCAAAGAUUUUUAACCACUUGAUGAAGGGGGACAGGCACCAUCUAGUGCAAAGCACACUUGGCAAAAUCUUAUCCCCACUGCAGUCAGUGCCAAAAUUCUAACUGAUGUUCGCAAAAAUGAAAUCACCAUUACUAAGGGGUUAAUAUGCUUAGUAACCAUGUGAAGAGGUUAUGGGGGAGCACAACAGUGAUUCUCUAUUUCCAUAUCUUUAUUUCUGUUAAUUUAAAACUACUACUAUUCAAUCUUUAAAAUAAGUAAAGAAACUUGAAGGGGGGAUCAUAUACUACUAGUUUGUACUAGGUUUUUUCAGGAAAAGGAAACAAAUUUAUAUAUAUAUAUAUAUAUAUGCAAUAUAUUUUUACACUGUUUAUUAAUGCUAGAAAGUAUUAAAUGUAUCACUUUAUCAGUGUGAAUGUUAAAGUAAUGACAAUGUUAUGGAUAUUUUAAACCUUUUAAAGUUGUCUUGUUAAAUUCUAAACCCACAGUAACAAUGGAAAAGCUACUUUGUCUACAACAUUAUUGUUGAUGUUUUAGGGAAAAAGUUCAAGUACAGCAGUUGUUUGAUUAGCACUGUAAAAGCUUGGCUUGAAAAGUUGUAGUGAAAUCCAUAUUGUAAACACCAUUUUUUAAAGGAUAGCUUCUCAUAAAGUACGUUUCUGCUGUUGACUGACUGUAUAAAAUUGUAUCUUUAGUUGGUAAAGUGAUCAAUAAAUGUGUUACUACAUCA